AUGUCCUGGGUUCAAGUUGAGAAGGCCAGAACGAAAACAGAGAUAAAGCCGCGUGUGCUGGCAGCCGUAGUUAUCGUGCAGCUAUUCGCCGACACUGGAGUGCACGUGUGGCGCGCUGACUUUAGCCUACCACGAGGUCAGGGUGAAAAGCGUCUGCUUCGCCUGGCUGCUUUCGAGUUGGGUCUUUGCCGCGCCGCAGCCCUGCCCAAGCGAGCAAUGCAAUUUGGAACACGAAUCGCCAAAACAGAGCACACUCAUGCCGUGCAUGGCGCUGACAGGACCCUCUACGUGGAUGACCUUGAGUGA
Dibothriocephalus latus is the source of this 306-nucleotide messenger RNA. The record is from the annotation of a GenBank genome assembly. Lineage: Eukaryota; Metazoa; Platyhelminthes; Cestoda; Diphyllobothriidea; Diphyllobothriidae.